Eubalaena glacialis (North Atlantic right whale) is the source of this 2468-nucleotide messenger RNA. It is a transcript of the gene RAD23B, whose product is annotated as RAD23 homolog B, nucleotide excision repair protein. Gene Ontology annotation, cellular component: cytosol; nucleoplasm. Gene Ontology annotation, molecular function: ubiquitin binding; proteasome binding; polyubiquitin modification-dependent protein binding. The coding region runs from base 436 to 1662 and encodes 408 amino acids. The record is from RefSeq and is a predicted model, not a curated record. NCBI's taxonomy places the organism in Eukaryota, Metazoa, Chordata, Mammalia, Artiodactyla, Balaenidae. The transcript has 10 exons. Gene Ontology annotation, biological process: nucleotide-excision repair; proteasome-mediated ubiquitin-dependent protein catabolic process.
CUCGCCGCACCCUACGCCUGCGCGUUCAGCCAGCCCGACCCCAUCCCCCAGGUUUUUCGGGUGGGGGAGGGGGCGCGUCUCGGCGAGUCACGAUGAUGGCGGCCACCAGCCUGUGGUGAGGUAGCGGAUUCUCUGCUGCUCUCGCAGAGCCCCUGGCGCUUCCUGCAGACUCAGUGGCUGGCGCCGGGCGCGAGAGGAAGCACGGUGGCCCGUGCUCGCGAGGAAGGCCGCAGUCGCGGAGGCAGCGGCGCGGCCCGGGGCCAGGGCUGGGGGAGAGGCCGCUCUGCAGGGCGAAUGUGACAAGCCCCCACCCCCAACGCUUUCCUCCCGAGUGCGCGAGGAGCGCGGGCGACCCCGGGGCCCCGCCAGGCCACAGACCCCGCCCAGCGGCCAGCACCCGGAGCAGGCCCGGCAGCGGAGCUGCGCGGCGGCACCAUGCUGGUCACCCUGAAGACCCUCCAGCAGCAGACCUUCAAGAUCGACAUCGACCCAGACGAGACGGUAAGAGCACUGAAAGAGAAGAUUGAAUCUGAAAAGGGUAAAGAUGCCUUUCCUGUAGCAGGUCAAAAAUUAAUUUAUGCAGGCAAAAUCCUCAAUGAUGAUACUGCUCUAAAAGAAUAUAAAAUUGAUGAGAAAAACUUCGUGGUAGUUAUGGUGACAAAACCCAAAGCAGUGACAACACCAGCACCAGCUACAACUCAGCAAUCAAAUUCUGCCACCACUACCACAGUUACUUUCUCCACAGCACCAGCUGUGGUUCAGGCCCCAACCCCUGCCCCCACUUUGGCUCCCACUCCCACACCUGCAUCUGUCACUCCAGCAUCAACGACAGCGUCUUCUGAACCUGCACCUGCUAGUGCAACAAAACAAGAGAAACCUGCAGAAAAGCCAGCAGAAACACCAGUGGCUGCUAGCCCAACAUCAACUGACAGUACAUCAGGUGAUUCUUCUCGGUCAAACCUUUUUGAAGAUGCAACAAGUGCACUUGUGACAGGUCAGUCGUAUGAGAAUAUGGUAACUGAGAUCAUGUCAAUGGGCUACGAACGAGAGCAAGUAAUUGCAGCCCUGAGAGCCAGUUUCAACAACCCUGACAGAGCAGUGGAGUAUCUUUUAAUGGGAAUUCCCGGAGAUAGAGAAAGUCAGGCUGUGGUUGACCCCCCUCCAGCAGCGAGUACUGGGGCUCCUCAGUCUUCAGUGGCUGCAGCUGCAGCAACUACGACAGCAACGACUACGACAACAAGUUCUGGAGGACACCCUCUUGAAUUUUUACGGAAUCAGCCUCAGUUUCAACAGAUGAGACAAAUUAUUCAACAGAAUCCUUCCCUGCUUCCAGCAUUGCUACAACAGAUAGGUCGAGAAAAUCCUCAGUUACUGCAGCAAAUUAGCCAACAUCAGGAGCAUUUUAUUCAGAUGUUAAAUGAACCAGUUCAAGAAGCUGGUGGUCAAGGAGGAGGUGGUGGAGGUGGCAGUGGAGGAAUUGCAGAAGCUGGAAGUGGUCAUAUGAACUACAUUCAAGUAACGCCUCAGGAAAAAGAAGCUAUAGAAAGGUUAAAGGCAUUAGGAUUUCCUGAAGGACUUGUGAUACAAGCAUAUUUUGCUUGUGAGAAGAAUGAGAACUUGGCUGCCAAUUUUCUUCUACAGCAAAACUUUGAUGAAGAUUGAAAGGGACUUUUUUUUAUCUCACACUUCACACCAGUGCAUUACACUAACUUUGUUCACUGGAUUGUCUGGGAUGACUUGGGCUCAUAUCCACAAUACUUGGUAUAAGGUAGUAGAUUCUUGGGGGUGGGGAGGGGGGUCUAGGAUACAGGGCAGGGAUAAAUACCGUGCAUGUCUGCUUCAAUUAGCAGAUGCCGCAGAUCCACACAGCGUGUAAAAUAUUAUACAACCAAAAGUCAGCUUUUGCAGGUCUUUAUUUCCUCUAUAAAACAGUAGGUAACUUUUCCUAGGUUUCACUCUUUUUUAGUGUACUAGAUCCAGAAAUUUAGUGUAAUGCCCUGCUUUAUAUUUCUUUGACUUAACAGUGGUUUCAGAAAGAAUCUUUGCUACCUAGAAUCUACAGUCCCUAUUUUAUGGCAACACUGGAUAAUGGCUUUGUGAAAUUGAAAAAAAAAAAAAAAAAAUUGGAGCAACUGUAAACAGAAAUGCCAAAUUAUUGAUGGUUAUUGUUGCUGCUUCAAAUAAGUAUAAAAUUAAUGUGUAAGAAAGCCCAUUCUUUCAUGAUAAAUACUUGGGGUUGAGGGGGGAGAGGGGGAAUCUUUUCUUAAAAUGAAAAUAAUUACUGCUAUUUUAAAUUUCUUGAUCAUUGAAUGUGAGACCCUUCUAACAUGAUUUGAGAAGCUGUACAAGUAUAGGCAGAGUUAUUUUCCUGUUUACAUUUUUUUGGUUUGUUUUGGGGGGAAAAUUGGUAGGUGUCUAAUUACUGUUUACUUCAUUGUUAUAUUGCAGUAAAAAGUUUUAAAACCACA